Erythranthe guttata (spotted monkey flower) is the source of this 911-nucleotide messenger RNA. Its product is annotated as calmodulin-like protein 3. NCBI's taxonomy places the organism in Eukaryota, Viridiplantae, Streptophyta, Magnoliopsida, Lamiales, Phrymaceae. The record is from RefSeq and is a predicted model, not a curated record. Gene Ontology annotation, molecular function: calcium ion binding.
CCAUUUUCAAGUGUUUCCCCAAGUUUCUCUCACUUCCACACACACACCUCUCUCUCUCACACACACACACACUAAAAUAACCAAAAAUCUCCUGCAAAAUGCCAACCAUUUUAUUAAGAAUCUUCCUCCUCUACAAACUCCUCAACACCAUUUUCUUGUACUUGGUUCCCAAGAAGUUGAGGACAUUUCUCCCUCCUUCUUGGUACCCAUAUCUCCAUCAACAAGAACAACAAAAACAACAGAAACAUAAUAAUACUAAUACAAUAAACGAGCCCGCGUCACCCUCGUCCUCUCCCGUGAUUUCACCACUCCAUAAAUUCCCCCGUAGAAUGGACGCCGACGAGCUCCGAAGGGUAUUCCAAAUGUUCGAUCGCAACGGGGACGGAAGAAUCACGCAGAAGGAGCUCAGCGACUCGUUGGAGAACAUGGGAAUCUUCAUCCCCGACAAGGAGCUGAGCCAGAUGAUAGACAAGAUCGACGUGAACGGGGACGGGUGCGUGGACAUCGAGGAGUUCGGCAACUUGUACCAGAACAUAAUGGACGAGAGGGACGAGGAGGAAGACAUGAGGGAGGCGUUCAACGUGUUCGACCAGAACGGCGAUGGGUUCAUAACGGUCGACGAGCUGAAAGCCGUAUUGGCGUCUCUCGGGCUCAAGCAAGGCAGGGCCGUCGAGGACUGCAAGAAGAUGAUUAUGAGGGUAGAUGCCGAUGGGGACGGUAUGGUCAAUUUCACCGAGUUCAAGCAGAUGAUGAGAGGUGGCGGAUUCGCUGCGUUAGGCAAUUGAUUCCUUUCUCUCUCCUCUCUCAAUCUCUCUCUCUCUCUACUAUUUCAUUUUCUUUCCCAGCAGCAGGGCAGUUUUUCCUAGGCUACUACAGUUUGUAUAUAAACAUUCCCUUCGUUUCUUUUUUCU